Molecule: messenger RNA, 824 nt
Organism: Entelurus aequoreus (snake pipefish)
Lineage: Eukaryota; Metazoa; Chordata; Actinopteri; Syngnathiformes; Syngnathidae
Exons: 4
Coding region: 1-822 (273 amino acids)
Molecular function (GO): methyltransferase activity; 2-oxoglutarate-dependent dioxygenase activity
Source: RefSeq, a predicted model, not a curated record
AUGGCUGCCGGAUUAGUUACCACAAGAUGCAGGAACCAGGAGAACGGAGAGCAGGACAAUCCUGGCCUGCAGCCGCUCUGCUCCGACUGCGCCAUGAAGCGGACAGACUUAGCGUUUGAGGGUGAGGGCCAUCUUCCAGCCGCUUUUCUGACCAUCUCUUCAAAAUGCACCGUUUUGUGGGCGGUCUUAUUCACGUGGUUCCACUUCAACAGCGUCUUCUGCCCAUCAUCUUUGUUGGACUGGGAUGAGGUGAAACAUCUGGUUAAUUGGUGCAGAACCAACAACCUGGUCCUGAACGUCGACAAGAUCAAGGAGAUCAUCGUCGACUUCAGGAGGCACCAGUCCAGCCACACUCAACUCUUCAUCAACGGCACAGCAGUGGAGAUGGUAAGCAGCCCCAAGUUCCUGGGGGUGCAGAUAACUGACAAUAUAACCUGGUCCCUACACACCGGAGCUCUUGUAAAAAGAGCUCAGCAGCGCAUGCACUUUUUGCGUCGGAUGAAAAGAGCACAGCUCCCUCCCCCCGUUCUCACCACAUUCUACACAGGCACUAUAGAGAGCCUACUGACCAACUGCAUGUCUGUCUGGACUGGAGCCUGCAGUGCCUCAGACUGGAAGUCUCUCCAGAGAGUGGUGAGGACGGCGGAAAAGAUCAUCAGGACUCCUCUUCCUCCUAUCCAGGAGAUCGCAAAAAGCCGCUGCCUGACCAGGGCUCAGAAAAUCUGUAGAGACUCUUCCCCACCCCACCAAGGACUGUUUUCACUGCUGGACUCUAGAAAGAGCUUUUUCCCUCAGGCCAUAAGACUCUUGAACGCAUCAUAAUA